Arthroderma uncinatum is the source of this 4353-nucleotide messenger RNA. Its product is annotated as brefeldin A resistance protein. Gene Ontology annotation, molecular function: ABC-type transporter activity; ATP binding; ATP hydrolysis activity. Lineage: Eukaryota; Fungi; Ascomycota; Eurotiomycetes; Onygenales; Arthrodermataceae. Gene Ontology annotation, biological process: transmembrane transport. The coding region runs from base 1 to 4353 and encodes 1450 amino acids. The transcript has 4 exons. The record is from RefSeq and is a predicted model, not a curated record. Gene Ontology annotation, cellular component: membrane.
AUGGCUUCAAGUACCGCGGGGGCUAAUUCUUCCAAAUCAGAAUUCCCCAGUGAAAGCUCGGAUUCGGACACUAUAUUUACUGGUAGUGACUAUGAGCGUGAACGGGAGAACCUGAGGAAUGCCAACCGCCAGGGCUUGACACAACCGACUGGGGGGGUCAAUGUACAGCAGGCGGAAGAAGACUUUGCUAUCUUGAGCAAGGAGUUGUCUAGAAUUUCGGAGAAAUCGAAACGGCCUUUCUCCCGAGAACAAAACGGGAUAAAAGAGAAGGGUUCUUACGAUAUUGAAGGCGCCUCUGACCACGACGAGCAGUUUGACCUGGAGGCUGCCCUUCAUGGCUCCCGGGAUGCAGAGGCAGAAGCUGGAAUACGACCAAAGAGAAUAGGUGUUAUAUGGGACGGCCUCACUGUUCGUGGUAUCGGUGGAGUAAAGCAUGCCGUACGAACGUUCCCCGAUGCCGUAAUUGAUUUUCUCAACGUGCCGGCCACGAUUUACAGCAUGCUAGGAUUUGCGAAGAAGGGCAAAGAGUUCGAAAUCCUAAAGGACUUCAAAGGUGUAGCUAAGCCAGGUGAGAUGGUCUUGGUUCUGGGUAAGCCCUCUUCAGGGUGUACGACCUUUUUGAAGGUGAUAGCAAACCAGAGAUUCGGAUACACUGGUAUCGAUGGUGAGGUUCUCUAUGGGCCCUUCGAUUCAGAUAACUUUGCGAAGCGUUACCGCGGAGAGGCAGUCUACAAUCAAGAAGAUGAUAUCCAUCAUCCCUCUCUCACUAUCAUCAACCUACUACUUAAAAUGUUUAACAUUGAGCACACUAUCAACACCAUCGUUGGUAACCAGUUUAUGCGAGGUGUCUCUGGAGGCGAGAGGAAACGAGUCAGUAUCGCCGAAAUGAUGGUUACUGCAGCCACUGUCUUAGCAUGGGAUAACACUACUCGUGGGUUGGAUGCGUCGACAGCUCUGGAUUUCGCCAAGUCUCUCCGGAUUAUGACCAAUAUCUAUAAGACAACCACCUUCGUAUCGCUAUACCAAGCGUCAGAGAACAUCUAUAACCAGUUUGAUAAAGUGAUGGUACUAGAUCAAGGUCGUCAAGUUUUCUUUGGACCAAUUGACGAAGCCCGUGGCUAUUUUGAAGGCUUAGGAUUCAAAGAAAAACCGCGUCAAACCACCCCUGAUUACCUUACUGGCUGUACCGAUCCUUUUGAAAGGGAAUAUAAGGAAGGACGAAAUGAAACCAACGUUCCAUCCACUCCAGCUGAUUUGGUUAAAGCCUUUGAUGAAUCAAAGUUCAAUAAAGAUCUAGACGAUGAGAUGGCCCGAUAUCGCACUACGCUCGAGGAGGAGAAACACAUUCAAGAGGACUUUGAGAUUGCCCAUCGUGAAGCCAAACGAAAGUUCACCUCGAAAUCCUCCGUCUACUCGGUGCCAUUUUACUUGCAGGUCUAUGCGCUCAUGAACCGACAAUUCUUGAUUAAAUGGCAGGACAAAUUCUCUCUUACUGUCUCAUGGAUCACCUCAAUCUCAAUAGCUAUUAUUAUCGGAACAGUCUGGCUAAGGCUUCCAGAAACCAGUGCUGGCGCAUUCACCCGUGGUGGUCUCCUCUUUAUCGCUCUACUUUUCAACGCUUUUCAAGCAUUCGGUGAACUUGCAUCGACAAUGUUGGGACGCCCGAUCAUCAACAAACAACGUGCCUUUACCUUCUACCGCCCAAGUGCUCUAUGGAUCGCCCAGGUUGUAGUCGACAUGGCUUUCUCUUCGACCUUGAUUUUUGUGUUUAGUAUUAUCGUCUAUUUCAUGUGCGGUCUUGUGCUAGACGCAGGAGCAUUCUUCUCAUUCGUCCUAGUCAUAAUAACGGGAUACCUUGCCAUGACACUAUUUUUCCGUACCGUUGGCUGCCUUUGCCCCGAUUUCAACUAUGCUUUGAAGGGAGUCUCUGUGCUGAUUUCAUUUUAUGUCCUGACGUCCGGUUAUCUAAUUCAAUGGCAUAGCCAGCAGGUUUGGCUUCGAUGGAUAUUUUAUAUCAAUCCCCUUGGCCUUGGAUUCUCAUCGAUGAUGAUCAACGAAUUCAGCCGCCUUACCAUGACUUGUGAGUCUGACUCCCUUAUCCCUGCUGGACCAGGGUAUUCGGAUUUCGCGCAUCAAGUUUGCACUUUGCCUGGUGGUGAUCCGGGGUCAACUACUAUUCCAGGGUUCAACUACCUCAGUCUAGCGUUCAAUUAUCAAACGGCCGAUCAAUGGAAAAACUGGGGUAUCAUCGUCGUUUUAAUCGUCGCAUUCUUGUUCGCUAACGCUUUCCUUGGUGAGGUGCUCACGUUUGGCGCUGGUGGAAAAACUGUCACUUUCUUUGCGAAAGAAUCAAAGGAACUCAAGGACCUCAACGGAAAACUAAUGAAGAAGAAGACCGACCGACAACAGAAGCGGAUUGACGACACCGGAUCGGACUUGCAGGUCACAUCUAAAGCCGUCCUAACCUGGGAGAAUCUCUGCUACGAGGUGCCUGUUCCUGGGGGGACACGGCGUCUUUUAAACAGUGUUUAUGGAUAUGUUGAGCCAGGAAAACUCACUGCUCUCAUGGGUGCUAGUGGUGCUGGUAAAACGACACUUCUUGAUGUUCUGGCCUCGCGUAAAAACAUUGGAGUUGUUACUGGUGAUGUCCUGGUUGAUGGUCGUCCUAGAGGCACUGCCUUCCAACGUGGAACGUCCUACGCUGAGCAACUUGACGUGCAUGAACCUACACAGACUGUCCGCGAGGCCCUCCGUUUCUCUGCAACCCUCCGUCAACCAUACGCUACUCCAGAAUCGGAAAAAUUCGCAUAUGUUGAAGAAAUCAUUUCACUCCUUGAGCUGGAAAACCUCGCGGAUGCUAUCAUUGGUAGCCCCGAAACUGGGCUGUCGGUCGAGGAGCGAAAACGAGUAACUAUCGGCGUGGAGUUAGCUGCAAAGCCACAGCUCCUACUAUUCCUUGACGAGCCCACGUCUGGCCUUGACAGCCAGUCUGCCUUCAAUAUCGUUCGAUUCCUUCGAAAGCUAGCUGCCGCUGGCCAAGCCAUCCUUUGCACAAUCCAUCAACCCAACUCUGCCCUGUUCGAAAAUUUUGAUCGCCUCCUUUUACUUCAGCGUGGUGGUGAGUGUGUAUACUUUGGCGACAUUGGUAGGGAUGCGAAUGUCCUUAUCGACUACUUCCACAGAAACGGUGCCGACUGUCCCCCUCAAGCAAACCCAGCUGAAUGGAUGCUUGAUGCAAUUGGCGCUGGCCAAGCCCCACGUAUAGGAAACCGGGACUGGGGUGACAUUUGGCGCACGUCGCCUGAGCUAGCGAAUGUUAAAACUGGCAUUGUUGAAAUGAAGUCAAGUCGGAUGCAAACCACUGACGGCCAGGCCAUCGAUCCAGAGUCUGAGAAAGAGUAUGCCACUCCAUUAUGGCAUCAGAUAAAGGUCGUCUGUCACCGGACGAAUUUGUCGUUCUGGAGAUCCCCGAACUAUGGCUUUACUCGCCUUUACAGCCAUGUUGCUGUCGCCUUGAUUACCGGCCUCUCAUUCCUAAAUCUAGAUAAAUCUCGAACGUCACUCCAGUAUCGAGUUUUCGUCAUCUUCCAGGUUACCGUUCUCCCUGCUCUGAUCUUAGCUCAAGUAGAGCCCAAGUAUGACUUAUCUCGUCUGAUCUUCUAUCGGGAAUCAGCGGCAAAAGCCUACAGACAAUUCCCAUUCGCGUUGGCAAUGGUGCUUGCCGAGCUUCCUUACAGCAUUAUUUGUGCAGUGUGCUUUUACCUACCGCUCUACUAUAUGCCCGGUCUCCGCACAGAGUCAAGCCGAGCAGGAUAUCAAUUCCUCAUGGUUUUGAUUACGGAGAUAUUUUCUGUAACCUUGGGCCAGGCAAUUUCAGCUUUGACACCCAGCACAUUUACAGCGGUCCUUCUCAACCCCCCGAUUAUAGUUAUCUUCGCGCUACUAUGUGGUGUUGCUGUACCAAAGCCUCAAAUCCCUAAAUUCUGGCGUGUGUGGCUUCAUGAGUUGGAUCCGUUUACACGCCUUGUCAGUGGCAUGGUUGUGACCGAACUCCAUGGGCAAGAAGUCAAAUGCGCAGGCCUAGAGCUAAAUCGAUUCACCGCACCGCCUGGCGAAACCUGUGGCUCCUAUAUGGAGAAGUUCUUCUCCAAUGGCGGACCUGGGUAUUUAGUUAAUAAUGCCACAGAUAUGUGCGAAUAUUGUGCAUACAAGGUCGGCGAUGAGUUUUACAGGGUCUUCGGGAUGUCGUUUGAUAAUAGGUGGAGAGACAUGGGUAUUUUCGCUGCCUUUAUUGGAACGAACUUGCUCCUGCUAUUUAUUGGCUCCCGAUAUUUCAACUUCAAUCGACGGUAA